AUGGCAUCUCCUUCGAAGAUUCAAGCUGGUAAAAAGCAGCAUUUGUGCGAGUUCUGCUCAAAGGGAUUUUCUCAUCUUUACCAGUUGAAAAGACACAUUCGAGUACACACUGGCGAAAAGCCCUACGUGUGUACACAGUGCUCGUGGGCAUUUUCUCAUAAUUGCCAAUUAAAGACGCAUAUGAAAGUUCAUACUGGCGAAAAACCCUUUCCCUGUUUGGACUGCUCAAGGGCAUUUUCUGACGCUAAGCAGUUAAAAUCGCACAGGAGACUCCACUCCAAAAAGGCACCCUUCUCGUGCGAUUAUUGUUUGAAAGGGUUUUCGACGGCCACGCAUUUGAAGAUACACAGCAGGGUUCAUACUGGCGAACGGCCGUACUCGUGCGAGUAUUGCGAAAAGGCAUUUGCUCAGUCUUCGCAGUUAAAAAAACACGAGAAAAUUCACACCAGGGAAGAGCAAUUUUCGUGCGAGUUUUGCCCCGAGGCGUUUUCCCGGGCUUCGUGUUUGAAUAAGCACAUGAGGGUACACACUGGCGAGAAACCCCUGUCGUGCAAACUUUGUCUGAAGAGGUUUAGAUACCCUUCCACCUUAGAGAGACACAUGAGGAUGCAUACCGGCGAACGACCGUUUUCUUGCGAGGACUGUCCGAUGUCAUUCGCCGACAAUUCACUCUUAAAAGCACAUAAAACGACUCACUCGGGGGAGAAGCCCUACUCGUGCGAGUACUGUCAAAAAACGUUUUCGAAAACCUCGAAUUUGAAUCUGCACAGACGGUCUCACACGGGCGAUAAACCCCAUUCCUGCGAAUGCUGCUCGAAGGAAUUCGCCCAGCUUGCCCAGUUAAGGCAACACAUGAAAAGUCACACGGGGGACAAGCCAUUUUCGUGCGAGGUUUGCUUCAAGGCAUUUUCUCUGGCAGCGACCUUGAAGACGCAUAUGAUAGUACACUCUGGCGAUAGGCCAUAUGUGUGUGACUCUUGUGAUAAGGCUUACGCUUAUGCUUCACUAUUGAAGAUACAUAAGAGGAGCCAUACCGGCGAAAAGCCGUAUGUUUGUACAUUUUGUGAAAAGGCGUUUGCUAAUGCUGCUCACUUGAAGGUGCAUUUGAGGAUGCAUACUGGCGAAAAGCCACAUUCGUGUGAGCAUUGCUCAAAGGCAUUUUCAGAAAAAGCGUGCUUGAGAAAACACAUGAAACACCAUGCUGGUGAAAAUAGUGUACAUCAGUGA
Messenger RNA from Uloborus diversus, 1227 nucleotides. Its product is annotated as zinc finger protein 569-like. The transcript has a single exon. Gene Ontology annotation, biological process: regulation of transcription by RNA polymerase II. NCBI's taxonomy places the organism in Eukaryota, Metazoa, Arthropoda, Arachnida, Araneae, Uloboridae. The record is from RefSeq and is a predicted model, not a curated record. Bases 1 to 1227 code for a protein of 408 amino acids. Gene Ontology annotation, cellular component: nucleus. Gene Ontology annotation, molecular function: RNA polymerase II transcription regulatory region sequence-specific DNA binding; DNA-binding transcription factor activity, RNA polymerase II-specific.